CACCUGCGGAAGGUGAAGUUCCAAGCCAAGCUGGAGCACGAGUACAUCCACAACUUCAAGGUGCUGCAGGCAGCCUUCAAGAAGAUGGGAGUGGACAAAAUCAUCGCGGUGGAGAGGCUGGUGAAGGGCAAAUUCCAGGACAAUUUCGAGUUCAUCCAGUGGUUCAAGAAGUUCUUUGAUGCCAACUACGACGGGAAGGAGUACAACCCGCUGCUGGCGCGGCAGGGCCAGGACGCCGCCCCCCCGCCAAACCCAGGUGAUCACAUCUUCAACAAACCCAAGAAACCCAUUGGCACUGCAG
This is a messenger RNA of Antrostomus carolinensis (chuck-will's-widow), 301 nucleotides long. Its product is annotated as microtubule-associated protein RP/EB family member 3. The record is from RefSeq and is a predicted model, not a curated record. The transcript is spliced from 2 exons. Gene Ontology annotation, molecular function: microtubule binding. NCBI's taxonomy places the organism in Eukaryota, Metazoa, Chordata, Aves, Caprimulgiformes, Caprimulgidae. The annotation marks the transcript as partial.